Messenger RNA from Porites evermanni, 732 nucleotides. Lineage: Eukaryota; Metazoa; Cnidaria; Anthozoa; Scleractinia; Poritidae. The record is from the annotation of a GenBank genome assembly.
AUGGCUGCACAAGCGUUCUUUUCCCCGAGCGUCGCGCUGGAUACUCUUUCGGCCGCGCGGUGUUUGUUAGACAUGUCAAAAAUUUUUCCGAAGAAGCCCGCGCCGGCGUUCGUCGAAAACGCUUCCAGUUCGCCUCUGUUGAUGUUUGCGAAAAUCUUGGCGUCGAUGGAGGAGGAGUGUUUCAUGCUGGAAAAACAUUCAUGUGUCACGAAUAAAACUAAGCCGGUGUGGAACUCAAAAGGAGGUGCACAGUUCAAGAAUAUUGAGCGGGAAAAAUGCCCGAAGGCUGUAACUCCAAUGGAAACAGAAACCGCUGGCGUUACACGACACGAUUCUUAUGACGACACACCCUCUGAACUUAGCUCAAAGCCAAAACAAAAACCCCGGCGUCGGAACACGCGACGAAAAGCCGAGCAGGAGAAGAAAAUACACGCCUGCCACUACACUGGCUGCGAUAAAAAGUACGGAAAAAGUAGCCAUCUCAAAGCGCAUCUUCGUACGCACACAGGAGAGCGCCCGUUCCAGUGUAAUUGGACCGGCUGCGAGAAAAAGUUCGCUCGCUCCGACGAACUCGCUCGCCAUUACCGUACUCACACCGGCGAAAAACGUUAUGUGUGUACAAUAUGUAGCAAGCGCUUUAUGAGAAGCGACCAUCUUUCGAAGCACGCGAAAACGCACGGACAGAAGUCGAGGAAAGAGCUCAACAGGCCUACGAACCCAAUGUUCUUUUGA